Molecule: messenger RNA, 2328 nt
Organism: Vanessa atalanta (red admiral)
Lineage: Eukaryota; Metazoa; Arthropoda; Insecta; Lepidoptera; Nymphalidae
Product: cell adhesion molecule 1-like
Exons: 8
Coding region: 156-1412 (418 amino acids)
Biological process (GO): synapse organization
Cellular component (GO): neuron projection membrane
Source: RefSeq, a predicted model, not a curated record
CAGCCUCUUGUUGAGGUAACCCGAUUCUUGUGUAAACGGAACGCUGUGAUUAGGGCACGAGUGGAGUGCAGUGGAAGUGCGUGUUUAAUACUAUAGUGUGGUGUGUAAAAAUGUGAACGGCGUGAUGCGUCAGCGCCUGUGAUGUGCGGUCUAAUAUGCAGUGGGGCGGUCUCUACUUCGUGUGUCUAGCGCUAUGCUGCUUCAACACUGCAUCAGAACCACUGGAUAUACCAGAUUAUCACACAAACGGCAUUCGAAGGCGUCGAAGCGAUGAAAAGGACGGGCUCGCCCUGUCCAGGGAGAUAUUCAGAAACAUUACCAUGAAGCUACGAGAAAACAUCAAGCGGGAAGGAGCAACCGACGCAAAUGAUCAUUUAUUACAGAAUAAAAUCUCGGAGUCCCGUCACUAUUCACCAUAUCAAGAAUACCAUCACUAUGAACGACACUGGGGCCCAUACUUCGAGGAGAGGAACGUCACACAAGUGACAGCACAUGUCGGAUCUGAGGCUCUUCUUAAUUGUAGAGUCGUGAUGCUGAAAGACAAAACUGUAAUGUGGCUCAGAAAUACAACAGAUACGGCACAAUUGCUAACAGUUGGCCCAGCGCCUUAUGCUGGGGAUAGCCGUGUGUCGGUAAAAUUUCAAUAUCCAAACAAUUGGAGACUUAGCAUCAAUCCAGUUAAGUGGUCUGACGCAGGACUUUAUAUGUGCCAAAUAUCCACACAUCCUCCAAGAACCAUAUAUGCAAAUUUCUCCGUACUUCCCCCCGUAUUGACAAUAAAUGGAGAUAAAACUCACGACGUAAAAGAUAGAUUCUAUAAAGCCGGGAGUUCCAUUAAGCUUUCCUGCGUUAUAUCAGAAGAAUACAUCUCAUCUCUCCCCUCUAAACCUACAAUGACUACUAAAACAUCUCCAACGACUACCACGCCUUCAACGACUACGGAAUUGUCAACUAAAAUGAGCACAAUAUUCAAUAGACUAGAUUUAAUGUUAAAUAAAAGUUGGAGCGUGGAAACAACAACGAUAACAUCAACCGUUAGUAUAAGCACUACAGCGAAGUACACUGAACCACAAAGUACACUAGAAGUGACUACAGUGAAACCAGUUACGAAAGUCAUUGUAAACAAUAUUUACGGUAUUUCGUGGAAGAAACAAGGAAUAGACUACAAUGAGUCGGUAUCAUGGCGAAACAUAAGCGCUACAAUAAGCGUGAGCUCAGCUUCCCAAAACGAUAGCGGCGCUUACACGUGCCUCCUACGGAACCAUUCACAAGUGACAGUCAACGUGCACGUACUAAUAGGUGAGAAUCAAGCCGCCGUUCAUCACGAUACAUGGAAUAAAGGUUCUCUUUUCUGGAAGCCGCAUAAUUUGUGUUUAGUAACUCUGAUAAUACUUAUAUUAUUUCUUACCUAAGAUAAAGCACAUUUAUCGAUGUUAACACUCCAAUUUUCAUCAUAAGAGACCAAAUAUAUCAUUACUGUGUAACUUUUGUAUUCGAAUAAUAAAUGUAAACUUGAUAUAGACACAUUAAAAUGUACAGUAAUUAACGACAAAAGCGAUAACAUUGUUUGUAAACUUGAUUUAUUUCUGAAAGGACAAGAUAUCUGCUUUUAGUCAUCUUAUUAAAUAAGAAAAAAAAAAACAUUCAACUGUUCUAUGCUACACAGAUAAUUAAAUAAAUUCCAUUUAAAAUUCAAUUAGGCGAGGACCAAAACUGAAGCGGCAUUGUGACAAGAACACAAAUAUGCGAGGUCGAUCUAAUGUUGUCUGUUAUAUAUUUAUAGGAAAAUACGAUGAAUUUUUUUAUGUCGAAACUAGAUUUACAAUAUAGAAGAAAUAUCUUGAUGUUUAAAUAUAAAAUAUUUAAUUAAAGUUCAAGCUUCGAAUUUUAAAGUGUAAUAUUAGAUUUGGUUUCAUUUCCGCGAAUUUGUAAAGGAACUCACUAGUCAGUUACGAAAACGCUAGACUACUUAGUCGGAAACAUUGAUGAUCUAUUGAAUUACAUAACAAAAAGAUAAAUGUUUAGAAAUAACGUCGAUAUCUGUACUGUUUCUCGAAAUAGUAUAAAAAUGACAAAUGUAUUAAAACGGUGACAAAUUCAUAUUGAAAUUUAAUUAAUAAGCUGGAAUAAGUGUACGUACGUAUAGUGACCGUUGAUUGUAAUAAUUCGUAACUUUCAUGAAAUCCUCAACAUCGUGAGUAAUGUUCUAAAAAAGUAUAUUUAAAUUCGAUCAGUCCAUUGGUCUUUGGAUAGACGAGUUAUUCUAAGAUAAUUAGGAUUUAAGAAAAUUUUUAAGUGUUAAAAUCACCUAGUAUAAAUUAUGCUGUA